ACCAUUCAUAAGACAAUACUUCAAAUCGAGAAAGCUCCACUUCCUCUUCCUUCCUCCUACUCCAUUUCAAUUCCUUCCUCGUCUCCAAAAUCCCUUCUUUUUUGGUCCGUUUCGGCGGUUUAUAGCGUCGCAGCGGCCGCGGUAGAGGGCGCUGCCGGCAGCGGUCGGCCGUGGUCUGCAUCGGAGCGGUCUUCUUAGGCGCCCGGGUUCGUUGUGCGUGAUUCGUUGGAACAUGAGGAGCGGGUCUCGUGAGACCCCCCGCGCGCUCGAGAGGUAUGGUUCAUGACGAGAGAGGUUGAUUUUGACUCCGAGUUUGGGGAUUGCUGGAUCGUUGCGGGACGAGGAACAACGCAUUAUCCCUUGUCUUUUGGACGCCAGUUUCAUGGCGGCCACUAAACGGGCUUACAAGCUACAGGAGUUUGUCGCUCAUUCUUCCAAUGUGAAUUGCCUAAAGAUUGGGAGGAAGACGUCAAGGGUCCUUGUGACGGGAGGGGAGGACCACAAGGUCAAUGUUUGGGCUAUUGGAAAGCCCAAUGCUAUUUUGAGCCUAAGUGGCCAUAUGAGCGCAGUUGAAUCGGUAAGUUUUGAUUCAUCAGAGGUAUUGGUUGCUGCUGGUGCAACUAGUGGGUCAAUAAAAUUGUGGGAUUUAGAAGAGGCAAAGAUUAUUCGCACUCUAACUGGUCAUAGGUCAAACUGUAUAGCGGUUGAUUUUCAUCCAUUUGGUGAAUUCUUUGCGUCUGGGUCACUAGAUACAAAUCUUAAAAUAUGGGAUAUGAGAAGAAAGGGAUGCAUCCAUACCUACAAGGGCCAUACAAGAGGGAUUAAUGCUAUUAAAUUCACCCCUGAUGGCCGAUGGGUUGUUUCUGGUGGGGAAGACAAUAUUAUAAAGCUAUGGGAUCUUACUGCUGGAAAGCUUUUACAUGAAUUCAAGCUCCAUGAGGGUCAAAUUCAGUGUAUUGAUUUUCAUCCUCAUGAGUUUCUGCUGGCAACAGGUUCAGCUGAUAAGACUGUUAAAUUCUGGGAUCUCGAGACUUUUGAAUUAAUAGGGUCUUCUGGGCCUGAGGCUUCUGGUGUACGUUCUAUGACAUUUAAUCCUGAUGGGAGAACAUUCCUCUGUGGUUUGCAUGAAAGUCUGAAGGUGUUUUCUUGGGAACCAAUAGUAUGCCAUGAUAAUGUAGAUGUGGGAUGGUCUAGACUAUCAGAUAUGAAUGUUCACGAGGGAAAACUUCUUGGAUGUUCAUACAAUCAAAGUUGUGUUGGCGUAUGGGUUGUGGACCUGUCUUGCAUUGAACCAUAUGCAAUUGCUAGUCCUAGAUUAAAUGGUCAUUCAGGCCAAAAGUCUACAUCAGAUGAUAAUCCAUCUAUGCCAGCUGAUAACAUAAAGUCAAGUAUGAGGAGAUUAUCAAUAUUACAAAGUUCUGAAACAAAUUCUGAGACAAAAUCAUUACCAGCAACAGUCAGUGCUCCAGGUACCCCUCAAAGAAUUGGGGCAUGUGCUAGCACGAGAGUACCUCUGACAGCACCAGCAUCUGUUUCUUCCUCUGUAAAAAGAAGUUUAUCAAAACUUCAGUCCACAUCCAACCUUCAGACCAACAAAGCAGAUAUAGUACCGGUGAUUGUUCCAAGAGAUAGCUUGAGGCUACAGUUGCCUUCUGAUUGUACUAAGGACUCUAGGGUUGGCAAAACAACGCCAUUUGAUAUCCAAUCAAAAUUUACUGAAUUUUGGAAGGUGUCAAACAUCAAAGAGAAUACAGAUAAAACAGAUAUAUCCAUUCAGUCUGGAUAUUUGAGUAGUAGUAAUAUUGAACAAAAUGAAUUUCUGGGCCAAACUCCUGUUUCUUCUGGCAAUGCUGGAACUCAACGUGUGUCAGCUGAUGAAAAUCAUCUGGAUGGCAUUAAGAAUUUGAUUAAAGGAAGGAUUAGAUCUAAUUCAUUCAGAGAGCCACGUUUGCACUUUGAACAGGAAAAUUUUAAGAUUAGAGUCAAUAAGCCAAAGGAAGCAUUCUCAUCUGAUGUUUCACGACGAGGAAGAGCAAGGUCACUUGUAAACUGUGAGGGGAUGGAACCUUCCCCAAGCUAUGAUCGGCCAACAUUAAGCAGUUCUUCCGAGAUAACAGUUGUUGCUCGCUCCCCCUACUCUUUGAGAAAUCACAGGCAGAAUACUGAAAUUGAAACUCUACCUACUCUAUCUGCUUCUGAUGAGGAUUCUAUAGAAAUUAUAUUGAAGAGUCAUGACCAAUUCUUGAACUCGACACAAUCUCGAUUGACCAAAUUACAGGUAGUGCAGCGGCUUUGGGAAAGAAAUGAUGUCAAAGGUGUCAUCAGAGCACUUGAAAGAAUGUCUGAUCACAGUGUUUCUGCUGAUGUAUUAUGCUCUCUGAAAGAUGAAAGCGAUAUCAUUACUCUGGAUAUCUUCACCUCUCUCCUACCACUUUUGACUAGUCUUCUUGAAAGCAAGAUGGAUAGGCAUUUAGGUGUUGCCCUGGAAAUGUUGCUGGAGCUUGUAAGGAUAUUUGGUCCUGUAAUCCAUUCAACCGUAUCGGCAGGUCCAUCUGUUGGUGUUGAUCUUCAAGCAGAACAGAGGCUGGAAAGGUGCAAUUUAUGCAUCGUUGAGCUGGAAAAGGUCAAGCAUAGUAUUUCUUCCCCGAUGAGAAGAGGAGGGUCUAUCGCGAAGAAUGCACGCGAGCUGAAUCUUGCUCUACAGGGAGUUCUGUGACUAACAAAUACCUGUGACAGUCGAAUUGUCAUUCUUGUUCCCCAUAGAAAGCUGGUUAUUUAGCUGCUCAAUGGGAUCCCUAAUAGAUAUGAAUGAUGAAGCUAAACUCCCCAAGUUUCCUAAAUCUUAUCGUAGCUAUCAGCUAAACCAAGUUUCAUUUGACUUCUACUGGAGCACACUACAGGAAUAGAAAAAUAUUUCCUUCUCGCUUCGAUGGAGUUGCGGAGAAUCCAGCUCUCGAGCUAUUGCUAGCAGUGUUGCUUUCCUCGGUUGUAUGAGGUUCUUCGAUUUCCUUUGUUAAAGUACUUUUGUUCUUAGAGUAGCUUUUAUUCUUUUAGAAUCAGAUGAAGUUGUUCUUUCUGUCAUACAAUGGUUAUGUAACAUUAGUCGUGGCGCCCAUGGAAGGAAGCUUUGUCUUGAAUUUGAAGAACAUAUGUUGUCAAAUGUGAGGCUUAAUACUUUUUAUUAAGUAAAACUUGUGUACCAAGGAAUUGUAAAA
Messenger RNA from Zingiber officinale, 3215 nucleotides. Its product is annotated as katanin p80 WD40 repeat-containing subunit B1 homolog KTN80.4-like. Bases 383 to 2716 code for a protein of 777 amino acids. Gene Ontology annotation, cellular component: katanin complex. Gene Ontology annotation, molecular function: microtubule binding. The transcript is spliced from 18 exons. Gene Ontology annotation, biological process: microtubule depolymerization; microtubule severing. NCBI's taxonomy places the organism in Eukaryota, Viridiplantae, Streptophyta, Magnoliopsida, Zingiberales, Zingiberaceae. The record is from RefSeq and is a predicted model, not a curated record.